This is a messenger RNA of Acaulospora colombiana, 1014 nucleotides long. The record is from the annotation of a GenBank genome assembly. Lineage: Eukaryota; Fungi; Glomeromycota; Glomeromycetes; Diversisporales; Acaulosporaceae.
AUGGAUGGGGGAAAAGAGAACGAAAUUCACUUAGCUGGUGAAUAUGAAAAACCGAGCACGGCUUCGUCGAUAGGAACAAUUUACUCCAUUGAACAAAGGGAGCAAGAGGAAAGAGCAAUUAAGGAGGAUAUCGAUAUGAUAGGCCAGGCAAUGGGUGAACUUAAAAACGACAUGAAAAGCGUUAUCAAAGAACUAAGCAUUUUAUCAUCUAAUGUGGAGCAAUUAUCAACACAAAUAAGAAAAUCAAGGACUGGUAUCGAUGUUGGUUCUGCAAAUUCUGCGAUCGACUCUGCAGUCGACAUGUAUCAGGUUCAACGCAUCGAAUAUUCUGACCUUAAAGAUCCUGAAGAUACGAAGGAUAUUGUGAGGGGUGAUCAUAAAAAGAUUGUUAAAAAAAGUUGGCGUGGUCUAGAAGUUGCUUGCAAAAGGAUUCAUUCUAUUGAAAAGAAUGAUACUCCAUUAUACCAGAAAACUCGUACCGAAUUGGCUAUACUCACCUUAUUAGGGCAAUGCAAUUAUAUCAUUUAUUUCCAUGGUCUUUCUAGGGUAGACAGUCAAGAUGUCAUGGUUUUUGAAUGGGCGAAAGAAGGAAAUUUGAAAUAUUUUUAUGAGAACUUUUUCCUUGAUUCGAAGAUGCAAUUAAAGCUCGCUCGUGACAUAUUCAGCGGCCUUUAUUUUAUACAUAACAGCAACAUUCUUCAUCAUGACGUUCGUUGUGAAAAUAUCUUGAUUACCGAAGACAAAGUGGCCAAGAUUACUAAUUUUGAACUGGCUCGCAACGUGGAAGAAGCGUCUAGGCCCGUCAGAAAUUUAAGUACUUACGUUCGUUGGUUGGCUCCUGAAAAAAUGAACGGAAAUCGUUACACUCAUCAAUGUGAAAUGUUUAGGAAUUAUAUGAAAAACAUGUACCCACGGGCACUUCGCCACAAGUCCUUUGCAAAAAACACCCAAAUGAAGAAUUUUCGAGCCUUAGUUUGGGUACACCGGAUAUGCCUGAUGUCAACGACUGUUUGA